AGUAAACAGACAGGCAGCCAAAGCGGCAGCAGGAAAAGCGGUGAAAAGCAGGAAAAGCAGCGGCCGUGCAACCGAAGGCAGAACAACAAAACUCCAGGCGGAUUCCCACGCUGCCGCUGCUGCUCUUCAGUCAGUUGAACUUUGACCACGGCGGCAACGGGUUCGUUCGGCGCGGUGCAGUGCAGCUUUCAGUGCGGUCAACGCGGCGUAUGCGCAACGUCCACGCAACUUAUACGCAACGUGAGCAGUUUUUUGCGAAACACUUAAUGAUGAAUUCCGAGUGUGCUGCUGCUGGCAUAUGGCAGCCACGUGCUCCCAGCUAAAUUGUGACUAAAAUGUAGCAAAAACCAAUGCAGAAAAAACCCAAAUUAAAACAAUAGUAAAAAACGCUUGAUUAAAACAUGCAAAGUUAAUUGCAAAUGGCGCUUAGCAAUGUGGUCACUUAAAAUGUGCAUAAAUCAAGGCAGAAAUUGCAUUUAAUUUCGUUUGAAAUAACAAAUGAAAAAAACACAACAAUAGUGUGGCCCAAAAACAGGCUAAAAACAAUUAGAACCGAGGCGAAACGUUUCAAUUAAAGCAAUGCCAUGCAAUUAAAAAACGAGUGCAGUGACAACUGAAAUGAAAUUAAAGCGCUGAUAAAUUGAAUCACCAAUGCAAAACAAUUGACAGCAACAACAACGAAAUCAGCAAAAUGCCGGCUUCAAGUGGAUUAUAUCGUAUAUAUCGUGUCCUUGACAGGCUGCACAAACCCGCGGCACUUAUUUUUAUUAUAGCCUACAUUGCGGCAUGCGGCAUUUGCGACCACACGGCCACGGCAUCGCCAUCAACCGAUGGAGGAGGAGGAAAAACAGAAGCCUCCACCAUGACGACGCCGGGUAUAAAUCAAAAUUUAAUUAUGUCACAGGCGAGGCGGGCGGAGGAGGAGGACGAGAGGGCAGAGCCUGUGCCCAUGCCACAGCCCUUCGCGCAAAGUGCCCCACCCGGGGGCAGCAGCAUCACCGGCUUCGACUCCACCAACGUGAUCGAUGGCCAGAGCCGAAAACCGGGCCCCAGCCAGCCCACGCCGACACACCUGCUGGAGCCGGUGCUGCAGACGCACUCCCACUCCCGGAUCCAGGCCAAAGAUACGGCCGGACCCUAUCCCAUACCCAUCCAUCGGCCGGAGCCCGUGGAGAACCAUCUGGAGGCCACCAACGGCCUCGAGGGCGGCCUGGAGAACCACCUCUUCGGCACGCCCAUGUACUUCGGCACCGAGAACUCCACGGUGGUGACCACCCAGAUCGGGGCCACCGCCCACGUGCCCUGCACCGUCCACCACAUCGGCGAGGGGGUGGUAUCGUGGAUACGCAAAAAGGAUUAUCAUCUGCUUACGGUCGGCUUAACAACGUACAGCAGCGAUGAGCGGUUCAGUGCCACGCACUUGAAGCAUUCCGAGGAUUGGACACUGCAAAUCAAAUUCGUGCAGCUACGUGACGCCGGUGUCUACGAGUGCCAGGUGUCCACCCAUCCGCCCACCUCGAUCUUCCUGCACCUGAGUGUCGUCGAAGCCCGCGCCGAGAUCACUGGUCCUCCGAUUCGGUAUCUAACGCCCGGCUCGACGCUGCGCCUGCAGUGCCGCGUGGUACAGAACACCGAGGCCUCCGAGUACAUAUUCUGGUAUCACGACAACCGCAUGAUUAACUACGACAUUGAUCGGGGCAUUAAUGUGUCAACGGAGCCAGACUUUCAAUCAUCGGAGCUUACCAUUCAGCGGACACGACGCGAGCAUUCGGGAAAUUUCACCUGCGUCGCCAGCAACACGCAACCGGCCAGCGUCCUGGUGCACAUCUUCAAAGGCGACAAUCCGGCAGCCAUGUAUCACGGCCAUGUGGGCGGCUCCACGAAGACAAUGCAGUCCCAGCUGCAUAUGAUUAUGAUAAUCAUUGCCAGCGGCUAUCGGAUAUUCCACACGAGUGUAUAUAUGAAGAUCGUGUAGAUGGGCUAGGCGCUGGCGGCCCCAGGAGAGCAUUUGUAACUACGGCAUCGGCGGGAUCUGCCGGAUCUGCAUGGCUAUGCAGCCCCACGGAGCCCCUGACCUAACAUUAGAUACUUCUACCCCCAAUACUUGCUAGCGGCAUCCCCGAGAUACAUACGUACUACCCAUACACCCUAAGCCUAGGCCAAACUAUCAGAAAAGCGAAUCAAACUUAAGACCCUAUCUCUCUCUCCUUAUAUAGCAUACAGGUGUGCAUGUAUUAUAGUAUACAACACUCCCCUUUUUUAUGUGUGUUAUGUACGUGUGUCCGUGUGUGUUUCUUUAAUGUAUAAGUGUCAAACGUAACCACACAUGUAUUAUAUAAAGGUUAACUUUGCAGACUAUUAAGGCGACCUUAAAAAUCAAAAGAGAGCCCUUUCAAGGAUCCCAAAAAAUCAAAAACCAGUAAGCCCGUAGUUCGGAUCCUGGAAGUGCUGGCGAGCUCAAUAUUAAGAACUGACGUGCAUUUCCAAUAUAGAAUUCACAUUUUUACAAGUCCCCGUCUACGAUUAAGAACUUAGUUUCGGCCCCACACAAGACACUCAAUCAUUUCCAAACUGAUUUAUGCUGCAUUGUACAGACAACCACUUAACUGAUUAAAAUGGAUUUAGCUAAAGGAAUUCGGUUCUACUCGGGCCACUGCUCUUCGACGAAACUUUCGGAAUUAAGCUGUAAAUAAAUUAUUUGUUAAACUAAAAUACAUAAAUAAACUAUUACGUUUAAGCGUGGCCAUUGGUUAUUUGCAGAUUGCGUGCAAACAAAUUUAGGAGUGCUGCCGGAGCAAAAGUCUUUGGAUAAGCUUGGCAACAUUUGGCAAGAAGUUGUUAAUCAAAAUGGGAUAAACCGAAAACAAGAAGCGAACAGAGUAAUCAAAAUAAACUAAUUGUCUAACAUAAGGGAUAUCUAGCAAUUUUUAAUUAGUGGACAUAACUUUUAACUGUCUUAGCAAUGUGCAAGUGCAAGGAAAACCAUUGGCAAAAAAUGUUGAUUGAGAGGAGAUUGAGCCAGGGAAGGCUUCCAAUGAUUGUGUGUAAAUAUCGAUUUGUGCAGCUGCAGAGAUUAUUUCUAGUCCUUAAGUCUGUGUAGUUAAAUGUAACGAAAAUUACCAAACCAAAAUGAAAAACAAAACAAGAGAACCAUCAUGGGAAAACUGAACAAAUAAAACAUAAUAAAAUUAUGCAAAAUACAAAAACCA
Molecule: messenger RNA, 3209 nt
Organism: Drosophila biarmipes
Lineage: Eukaryota; Metazoa; Arthropoda; Insecta; Diptera; Drosophilidae
Gene: dpr13
Exons: 7
Coding region: 692-1975 (427 amino acids)
Biological process (GO): synapse organization
Cellular component (GO): neuron projection membrane
Source: RefSeq, a predicted model, not a curated record